AACUUAGUCACUCUUUCACUCUUCAGCUGCCUGCUCUUUCUGCUUUGUAGGACCCACUAGCUGUGUCUGUCCCAUAGGAUCCCUCAUACCGGGGUUAUUUACUUUGCGACUGAACCAGAACUCGGAUUUUCAAAGAGUGCUGGUUGAAGACUAAUGUUUCACUUGUCCUGCGUGUAUCACUCCUGAAGCAUCAAGGCACCUCCAGAUAGUGUAACAGCAUGGCUAUCUCUUCACGUCUAGCACUAUGGGAACAGAAGGAAAGUGAAGAAGACAAGGGGCCAACAGUUUCCUCUCCUCCCCCGUUGUUUUCUGUAAUACCUGGUGGCUUCAUCAAACAGCUAGUUAGAGAAACUGAAAAAGAAGCAAAGCAGAAAGAGAAAGAAUCGAAGGAUAAGCAACCAGUAAAACAAGAGCCUGCACCAGAGGUAUUAAAGUCUCCUAGUAAACUAAGCAACAAUCUUGUUGAUCAGUUUGUCUUCAAAGAUGAGAACAUUCUUUCAAUAGAAGAAGAAAUGGCAAAUAAAAACAAUCUCUUGAUGAAUGGACUCAAUGGGGACAAGCACCCAGCAAAAUUACCGGAAAGACCAGCCAAAAAGACAAUACAUUUGAAGGCUGUUAGAAGUCCUUCAAAAAGACAGACCCAAUCUGAACCUAAAACAACCACAAAAACGGAAGAUACUGUCAACCAGUCAGAAGUCUUAACAGGUUGCAAAUCUCCUGUUCCGGCAGAAGAAGCAGGACCUUCACAGGCAGCAGAAGAGAAGGUUUCCCAGAAACGUACAAAUACUAAUGUCCAAGAAAGUAAGAUAGAAGUUGUUGAACAAAAAAGCGUUGCUUUGAAACAUGAGAAACUUGAAGGAAGUAAAAAGGAAGCGGUAGCUGACCGAGAAAAUGUAAAGAAACCUGAAGGAAGUAAAAAGGAAGAGGUAGUUGACCAAGAAAUUGUAAAGACACCUAAAGGAAGUAAUGAGCAAGAGGUAGUUGACCAUGAAAAUGAAAAAAGACUUGUAGAAAGCAAAACAGAAGAGUUAGUUGACCAUGAAAACGUAAAGAAACUCGAAGGAACUAAAAGGGAAGAGGUAGUUGACCCUGAAAAUGUAAAGAAACUAGAAGGAACUGAAAAGGAAGCCGUAGUUGGUCAGGAAAGAUCAGAAGAACAUGAAAGUACAAGUACAGUAAAGGUGCCUGAAGAUGUGUGGUACGAGAGUGAACAAGUUUGGUUCGUUCAUAAAGAUGGCUUCACGCUGGCUACAGAGCUGAAGCCAGAUGUUGGGACACCAGAGUUAGCGGAAGGCAUUGUGAGGAUUCGUAUACAGGAUGAAAAUAAGACUCUAGAAGUGGAAGAAGAAAAUAUUCACAGAACCAAUCCUUCCAAGUUUGAUUAUGCAGAAGACCUGACAACGCUUAUCAGUUUAAACGAGUCCAGCAUUAUCAAUACUCUGUGGCAUCGCUACCAAUCCCAGCUCAUUCACACCAACGCCGGACCUAACCUGAUAGUGUUUAAGCCGAACGUUCCUGUCUCCAACUUCUCCGCAAAGGUGUUCAAGGGAAAGAAAGACAGCAUGCCACCUCACAUCUGCGCAGUGGCACAAAAGGCCUACUGGAACAUGCUGACACAGCGUCAGGACCAGGCCAUUUUACCCAUGGGGAGAAGCAGUUCUGGAAAAUCAAGUUGUUGCCAGGAUGCACUGGAAUACCUUGCAGAAGCUGCUGGAAGUGUGGACAACCUAGUAACAGUUGAAAAGAUUCAAGCGAUGUUCACAAUUCUGAAAUCCUUUGGUUGUGUUUCUACGAAUGAAUGUAGUAAUUCCACUCGCUUCUCCAUGAUCAUGUCCCUGGAUUUCAAUGCUGCUGGCCGUAUAACAGCAGGACACCUACAGACUAUGCUUUUGGAAAGGAUGCGUGUCGCACAACAACCUGAUGGAGAAAGUAAUUUCAAUGUGUUUGCUCAGUUGUUGGCUGGAGCAGAUUUGGAUUGCAGGUCGGAGCUGCACCUGCACCAGAUGGCAGAGAACCACUCCUUUGGAAUGAUGCCAUGCGUGAAGCCUGAAGAGAAGCAGAAGGCAUCUGCGGCAUUUGUUCAACUCCAAUCUGCCAUGGAGGCUUUGGGAUUCACAGUGAAUGAGCAGAAGGCCAUUUGGCAUGUGUUAGCCGGUAUCUAUCACCUUGGAGCAGCAGGUGCAUGCAGAGUGGGCAGGAAGCAGUUCAUGAGGUUUGAGUGGGCAAACAAUGCAGCCAAUGUGUUGGGAUGCGAUUGUGAAGAGCUUUCCACAGCCGUCUUCAAACACCACCUGAAGCAGAUAAUUGAACAAGUAACCUCAGGAACAAGGGGUGGGAGCCAAGACGAUGACACAAAGACAGGACCGAAAAUGACUGGUAUAGAAUGUGUAGAAGGGAUGGCAGCUGGUCUUUACGAAGAACUUUUCGCAGCCAUUGUCUCUCUUAUAAACAGGUCUUUGUCAUCCACCCUCUUGACCCUUGCUUCCAUUAUGGUGGUUGAUAAUCCUGGAUUCCAAAAUCCACGCCAUCAGAAGAAGGAGAGGGCAGCCACCUUUGAAGAGCUUUGUCAUAACUAUGUACAAGAGCGUUUGCAGGGUCUAUAUAACAAGAGGACUUUUACUGCCACAAUAGAGAGGUUCAGAGAGGAGAAUAUUGAGGUGCCUUUUGAACUGCCAGAUGACUCCCCAUUUACCACAACCUCUAUCAUUGACCAGACUUCAUUACAGUUAAACAUUCAAGCCAGCAAUCAAAUGGAAGAGAAGAAGGGUCUCUUUUCGAUUCUUGAUGAAGAUGUCCUGAUCCAAGGUUCCAGUGAUAACACGGUUCUCCAACGCUUAUGCUCUUAUUAUGAAAGCAAAGGUGAUGACAAGCAAGUUAAUGGACCCCUCCGUAAAUGUGAACAAGCACUUCAGUUUGAAAUCCACCAUCAGCUGGGUAAGGACCCGGUUCGAUAUGAUGUUACAAAUUGGAUCAAUAAAGCCAAACUAAACCUGUCUGCCGAAAAUGCCAUUGAGGUACUCCAGCUGUCGAAAAUGGACUAUGUGAAGGACUUGUUUUUACCCCGAGCAAAGUUUCCGCUGAUAUGUCGCUCUGUGGCUGGCAUGGAGGGAAAGUCACAGCAAUCCUUGCAGAGAAUUGGUUGUGUGAGAAAAACCUUUGCCAGCAGCUUUGCAGCUGUAAGGAGGAGGUCAGUGUGCGCCCAAAUCAAGCUUCAGAUGGAUGCUUUGAUGAAUUUGCUUAAACGGUCCCAGGUACAUUUUGUACACUGUCUGGUCCCAAGACCGGGGUUGGAUGGUGCAGAAUGUAAAGUCAUGCCACUGAGCAAAGGAGCAGCAGGAGACCCAAUUAAUGUUGCUAUUGAUGUCCCCAAUGUAAGGAAUCAGCUUGCGGGAGCCCAGCUAUUAGAUGCUAUACGUCUCUGCAGGAUAGGUUAUGCUGACAGGAUUGGCCUAACUGAAUUCCGACUUCGCUUUCAAGUACUGGCAUUACCGGUCAUGAAGAAAUAUAUUUCCACCUACGAGUCUGUGGAUGAGAGAAAGGCUGUCGAAGAACUUCUUCAAAUGCUUGACUUGGAAAAGAAGAGUGUUGUGAUGGGUCGAACACAGAUUUUUAUGAAGUCCGGUGUGCUGUCUAGACUGGAGAAACAGCGCGAGAAGCUGUUUUCCCAAAACAUGAUCCUGUUUCAGGCAGCCUGCAGGGGUUUCCUCUGUCGGCAAAAGUUCAAGAAACUAAAGAUUCAAAUGGUUGCUCUAAAAUGCAUCCAGAAGAAUAUGAGGAAGUUCUACUGCAUUAGAGAUUGGCUGUGGUGGAAGCUUAUGUGCCAUGUUCGCCCUAUGCUAACCGUUAACGUGGAUGAAGAGAAGUUCCGGGUCAAGGAGGAUGAAAUUAUUGCGCUAACUACGAAGUUUAGGAAAUCUGAAAAAUCGAGAAAUGAGUUACGACAGAAUGUUGAUCUGCUGGAAAGCAAGAUUACCGAUUUAACCACUGAACUGUCCGACGAACGGUUUAAAGGGGAAGUGGCGUGCCAAGUUUUAGAAGCAGAACGAGCUGAAAGGCUUAAACUAUCACGAGAGAUUAAGGAGAUGCAGGGCAAGUAUGAGCUCAUUCAGAACAACCUGGAGACUGUUUCAAAGCAGCUAGAAGAAGCCCAGCAGCAAAUCCAGCUCCGAGAACUAAACACGGGCAUUUCGGGAGGAGCAGAUGAGUGGCAGAUACGUUUCGACUGCGCCCAAACAGAAAUCGAUUUUUUGAGAAAAAGACUGACACAAUUUGAAGAAAGACUGGAGUCUGAGAAAACCUACAGAAAGGAACUGGAGGAGAAGAUCAGUGAUUUGCAAGGUGCGUAUGAAAAUGCCAGGCGGACUGCUCAACAGGCAACGAGAAAGUGCAAACAUGUGACCUCUGACCUGGAGGACACCAGGGUACUAAUGGAAAACCAGCAGAUCCGAAACCACGAACUGGAGAAAAGACAGAGGAAGUUCGAUAUGCAGUUAGCUCAGGCGAUCGGAGAAGCAGCUUUUGAGAAGAGCUUGCGUGAGAAGGUGACACAGGAAAAUACAUCCUGCCUCUGGGAAUUAGGUAAACUCCGGCAAAAUUUACAGCAAAAAGAGCUGGAAACAAGCAAUUUGACAAAGCAGUUGGAGGCGCUAAGAAAGCAAAUUCAAGACCUUUCCUGUUCUGGAGGGGUGGAUAGCAAUUCCGUGUCUUGCCUGAAGAAGAAAGUAUGGGACCUAGAAUCCAGCGUAGCCGAACAAAAUCAACAAUUGGCUGAGCAGGAAAACGCUAUACAGAAACUUGAGCAGAUGCGCCUUAGAUUCGAGAUGGAAAUUGAGCGAAUGAAGCAGAUGCAUCUAAAAGAACUUGAAGAUAAAGAAGAGGAAUUAGAGGAUAUUCGUCAAUCAUGUCAAAGACGGCUCCGACAGUUUGAGAUGCAAUUGGAACAGGAAUAUGAAGAGAAACAGAUGGUACUUCAUGAAAAACAAGAUUUGGAAGGACUUAUCGGAACCCUGUGUGAGCAGAUUGGACAUAGAGACUUUGAUGUUGAGAAACGACUUCGCAGGGACCUUAAGAGGACACAUGCCUUGCUUGCUGAUCUGCAGCUUCUGGUGGCCUCCAUGGGAGAUUCCGGACCACCAGUGGACCGAGGGGAACUAGAGAGAGUUCAUAUCCAGCUGGAAGAGAGCGAGGCCAGGUUUGCAGAGGCAGACAAGUCUCACAAAUCCCUGCACUUAGAGUUGGAAAGCCUGCGCAUGGAACUUGACAACAUAUCCAGGAACAAGGCCAUGGCGGAUGAACAAUUGUUCCAGCUGCAGCAUGAGAAAACUGAUCUUCUAAAACGGAUCGAUGAGGAUCAGGAGGACCUGAAUGAGCUGAUGAAGAAACACAAAGCUCUCAUUGCCCAGUCGGCAACCGAUAUCACCCAUAUAAGGGAACUGCAGACUAAACUAGAAGAAACUGAGAAAGACAAACACAACCUGCAGGAGAAGCUGCAGGUGGCCCAGAGUCGAAUUGACUAUCUGGAACAUUCUAUGGUGGAACGUUCAAUUGUCAGCCGUCAAGAAGCAGUGAUUUGUGAUUUGGAAAACAAGAUGGAGUUUCAAAGGGCUCAGAUCAAAAGGUUUGAGGUGCUGAUUUUACGCUUGAGGGACAGCGUGAUAAAAAUGGGAGAGGAGCUGGAGAAGGCAGCAGAUUCCGAGGCUCGAGAGAAGGAAAAUGCCAAGUAUUAUCAGCUGCGCAUGGAAGAGAUGAAGGCGGAAAUGAACGAACUGUUGCAGAGGGAGAUGGAAGCAUGUCGUAGACGCAUGGAGUUGGAAACACAAGUGUAUGAACUGUCGGGGAUGAGACAAGCAUUACAAGCUGACCUAGAGACAGCUAUUAGACGGAUUGCAGAUCUACAGGCUGCAUUAGAGGAAGUUGACUCCAGUGAUGGCAGCGAUACUGAAAGAGAUGACCAGUCAUGUUUGGGGUCUGUGAUGGGCUCAGAAAAGACAGAGAGUGUCCGAUCCUGGCUUGGAUCCUCAUCCAGCUGGACGUUACCUUCUGGGAGCAGUGUGGAUGGACGACUGUCAAGGCAAUCAACAUCUGAUAAUAUAAGUGUUCAAAGUUUAAGGAUCAAGGACCCACAAGAUCAGGAUGUUAGCAGGCCAAGUUCGGCAUUAAGCGCCAAAGGGAAGAUAUAUGGAAAUAAUAUAGGCAACUCAGAAAAUGAGAACACAACAAACCAAUCUGAGCUGGGAGCUAAGAUGGGAAAUGUAACACCAACACUAGGAAGGAGACACAUACCACCAGCAGAUGAUAAGUUGCCUCGUUCUUCAUCAGCACUCUCUGAGUUUCUAGAUGAGUUGAGAAAGAAAAGGGCCUCUGAAAAGGAUCAGGCAUCUCUAGUAUUAGAAGAAGCAUCUUCAUUACCAAUUUACCGAACUACUGGUGCUUCCUCCCUUAGACGCUGCACCAGUCUGAAGGAUGACAAAGAAGAUGAUUUAUCUCUUACACUUGAUAAACUCUCAGGUGAUAGGCCAUCUACAAGCCAAGGAUUAAUGCGUUCAUCAAGUCUACGAUGUCUGCCAUCUGAAAAAAAUGACCCAUCACUGUCUCCCACUGUUAAACGAAUUGCAAAGUUUGGAUCCUGUGAAUCUCUCAACCAACCACAAAAUGUUGUAGGCAUCAAGAACACCUCCAGUACAUUUGUCCAAGAUGCUGUCCCUUCUGUUAGACUAAAGCCGUGGAGAUCUUGUCUUGAAACACCAGUGGAAGAAGCUGCAGAAAACGUAUUAGGGAACCAACCUCUUGUAUUCCAAAACAAACGCUAUUCCAGCUUGGCUGAGGGUCUGAAUGAGGACAGUCCAUCAACCUGGAAAGUGUCAAGUCUGAGUUAUGAGAGAAAGUUUCCAGAUGAUGCAGACCACAUUCUCCCUGCUCUUCGAAAGGCUCACUCAACUCAAAAUAUAUCCAAAUUUUCCAAGGAUAGGCGAGAGGCCCAGCGACCAUUGAGUGUCCAUUUUGGAGAUCUACCUAGAAAUGAACCAAGCACUUCAUCAGGGGUUUUAAAAAGUGCUCUUAAGAAAAUCCCAAGCAUUGGGGAAGAUUUAGGUAAUCUGUCUGAUUCAUCUUCAUCUUCUGGUUCGGUCAUUUCAUGCAAAAGUGUUGACAGCAUCAAAAGCAGACCUCCGGUCCAAAGACUGGAGGGAGAAGGCUAUUCUGGAAAACCGAUAACAUCUGAAAUUACACAAGAAAAUAAGAGGCCUGAAGCAGAAGGCAAAGAGGAUGAUGUAAAUAGCAUAAUGAGGAAAUAUCUUCGAAAAUCUGAUGAAGAACAAGGUAUCCCGAAAUGAGAGUCCCUGGGUCAGCGUUCUGCAUCGUAUCUCAGCGCACGAGAAUGUAAAGAUGAAUAUAUGACGAAGAAAAGAUGUUGGUUUCUUUCAAUUAUUGUGUUUCUUAAAAAUAAAAUAGUAGUUUUCUCACCUUUA
Spea bombifrons (plains spadefoot toad) is the source of this 7466-nucleotide messenger RNA. RefSeq names its product myosin XVIIIB (gene MYO18B). Gene Ontology annotation, cellular component: myosin complex. The transcript is spliced from 44 exons. Bases 219 to 7331 code for a protein of 2370 amino acids. Gene Ontology annotation, molecular function: protein binding; cytoskeletal motor activity; ATP binding. The record is from RefSeq and is a predicted model, not a curated record. NCBI's taxonomy places the organism in Eukaryota, Metazoa, Chordata, Amphibia, Anura, Pelobatidae.